Cladocopium goreaui is the source of this 2100-nucleotide messenger RNA. The record is from the annotation of a GenBank genome assembly. Lineage: Eukaryota; Dinophyceae; Suessiales; Symbiodiniaceae.
AUGCCCUCGCUUCCAGUGAUCGACGCUUGGGCCAAUCUCGCUCUGCCCGGCACGCUUGAUGUGCCGCAGGACAUUCGCCGGUUGUUCGAGCAAGCCGGCCGCGCCGAGGUACUCCGCGACGGGAUCAAUGCUGAGGCCAUGAUUGGCCUGAUGGACCGUGCCGGAGUCGAACGGGCCAUGGUCACCGUCUGGCACCACGGAGAUAGCUGGAAAACGAGCGACCAGCAGGUUCGCCAAGCGGUGAAGCUAUUUCCGGAGCGUCUCGUGGGAGUCGCUGCCGUAGACGUCGAGCACCCAGUCGAGGCGAUUGCAAAUCUGCGUCACGCUGUAGAAGACUGGGGUUUUCGGGCGAUGCGGCUUGUCCCCUGGCUUUGGAACUGCCCGCCGUACGAUCCGCGGUACUACCCGCUCUACACGGAAUGUGUGGAAUUGGGCAUACCCGCCUGCACCCAAGUCGGUCACACCGGCCCGCUCGCUCCCUCGGAAACAGGUCGCCCAAUUCCCUAUCUGGAAGAGGUGGCCCGAGACUUCCCAGAGCUAUCCAUCGUCGGCGGGCACUUGGGCUACCCCUGGGUCGACGAGAUGAUCGCCUUAGCCUCAACCUACCCGAACGUCUAUAUCGAUACUUCGGCGCAUCUGCCUCGCUACUAUCCAAGGGCUCUGCUCGACUUCAUGAAGACUACCGGGCGGGAAAAGGUUCUCUUCGCCACGAACUUUCCGAUGCUCGAUUUUCAGAAAUGCGUCGAGCAGGUUGGCCAGCUUGAUCUUCCAGCUGCGGUCGAAAGGGCGUUCCUCUACGACAAUGCCCGUGGGCCUCACGUGACUUCGUUUGUCAGUCGUUCGUUCAAAGUGUUUCCGGCCGGGUCCAACGGCGAAUUCGACUUGCCGGAAGAUCUGGCGAUUGUGAUCAGCCGGGGCCAGGGCUGCGAAUUGUGGGAUACCGAAGGGAAGCAUUUCUACGACUUCUCGCUCGGAUGGGGCUCAGUGCUUGUCGGGCACGCUCGCGAGGAAGUCGUGGAAGCGGUCACCAGGCAGGCUCCGCUGGGUUCGAACUUUGCCUAUGUGAAUGAGCAAUCGCUGCUGUUGGCCGAAGAGAUCGUCCGGCUCAGCCCUGCGUGCGAAGCUUUGCGUUUCUGCGCCUCGGGCACCGAGGCCACGAUGUACUGUCAGCGGUUGGCUCGGGCUUUUACCAAACGGCCGAAGAUCCUGAAGUUCGAGGGGGCCUACCACGGCGCUAACGAGAUCGGCGUGACGAGCCUCUUCCCGAGCGAUCCACCUCCCUUCCCCACGCCCGACCCAACCAGCGCGGGCAUCACCCGACUAGUUGCCGACGAGGUGCUCAUCGCGCCGUUUAACGAUCUCGAACAGACUGCAGCAAUUAUUGAACAAUACGCCGAUGAAUUGGCCGGCGUGAUUGUCGAGCCGCUACAACGCUGUGUGCCGCCGGUCGAAGGUUUUCUGGAAGGCCUGCGAGAACUCACGCAACGGCAUAACAUCCUGCUUCUGUUUGACGAAGUGGUCACCGGCUUUCGCCUGGCAUACGGCGGGGCCCAAGAAUACUACGGUGUUGUGCCCGACUUGGUCGCUUACGGAAAGGCUCUCGGUGGGGGCUAUCCCAUCGGUGCGUUCGGCGGAAGAGCCGACGUGAUGAACAUCGUUCGCGAAGAUCACUUGGGCCAAGACGAUUACGUGUGGGUGGCUUCCACACUCGGCGGAAACCCCAUCUCAACCGCAGCCGCACGGGCAGCCUUGGGAGUUCUUUCCGGCGAGAAUGUCUAUCCCCGCUUGCAUGCUUUGGGAAAUUACCUUCGCGAGGGAAUGCGAGGCGUUCUCGAAGAGCGAGGAGUCGAAGGACAGGUGAUCGGCGAUGGUCCGCUGGCGCAAAUCGUGCUGACGAAGGAGAACGUGGUCGAUUAUCGCUCCUCACGGCACGUCGAUACGUACCGUGCCCGUCACAUCAUGCUGGGGCUUUUCCAUCGAGGGAUCUUCCUGAACCCCAUGGGGACCAAGCUCUAUCUCUCGUUGGCCCACGACGAGAACACGUGCGACGAACUGCUCGAUUGCCUGGAUGACAUCUUGAUCAAGCCGUAUUCAGAUUGA